AUGGUCGCGAUUCAAAAUCAAAACUACGACAACGAGGCCCCCGACAGAAAAAAUGAUUAUGAAGAAAAUCUUAUCAUUAUCUUUGCAAUUUUCGGGUUUACCUUCGUCGUGAUUGUCACGGUUUCCUUGAUUAUUAAACUUUCGCGGAAAACUCUACGAACACAAAGACUCACGGAAAACUAUGUUGAUCUCAGAACAACCCAAAAAUUACGCUUGGCCAUUUCGUGUCCAAUUUUACAAAUUCGUCCCGAGGUUCUGUCGCCUCGCGCUGCGCCAAAUCCACCAAUUCAGCAAUUUCACGUGAAAAUCACGGAAACCGAUUUGAAAGAAGUCGAGUUGUCAUUUGGCGAUCACGGUAAAGAUGAAAGUAUCGAACACUUUGAUUCAGUUGAAUCUUAUGAUACCCUUGACGAUGCGAUCAAGAUGGAUAAGGAUAGUGAUACCAUUACCGAGAAUACGGUUUACACCCAAGGCUCUGCAGAUUCGCCGACCUCAAUUUCCACAUCAACACCGAUCACUACUAUAUUUACUUCUUGGAGAAGCACAAGCUCAAUAAUAAUUCCAAAAUACCCGCAGCCUUCUUAUUCAUUAAAUUGGAAGACAAAGGUUGGAUCAUUCUGA
Molecule: messenger RNA, 621 nt
Organism: Acaulospora morrowiae
Lineage: Eukaryota; Fungi; Glomeromycota; Glomeromycetes; Diversisporales; Acaulosporaceae
Source: the annotation of a GenBank genome assembly